Molecule: messenger RNA, 1020 nt
Organism: Eucalyptus grandis
Lineage: Eukaryota; Viridiplantae; Streptophyta; Magnoliopsida; Myrtales; Myrtaceae
Product: dentin sialophosphoprotein-like
Exons: 2
Coding region: 262-1020 (252 amino acids)
Source: RefSeq, a predicted model, not a curated record
GCUGACAGAGUUUCCACAACCACAUGCCUGAAAGUCACAGCAACGGCAGAAGGUCCAGAUAUAUCGGAUUCUGAUGAUAAAAACCAUACAGUGGGGUCUGAUUAUCCGCCAGAAGCUAAAUACCUAGAAUCAACGCCACUGGCACAGAAUUUGGUGCCCCAUCAAGCCGAAGAGAGGCAAUCCCAGAAGGCAGAGGAAUCGAUUAAUCUUCUUGAGAAGUCAACUGGGGAAGCCGAUGGCACACACGGAGAUAUAAACUCCAUGGAAAGCACGAAGAAAGAAGCCAAUGGCACACGAGGAUAUAUAGACUCUGGGGAAAGCACAAAGGAAGAAGCCAAUGGCACACAAGGAGAUGUAGACUCCAGUGAAAGCACAAAGGAAGAAGCCAAUGGCACACAAGGAGAUGUAGACUCCAGCGAAAGCACAAAGGAAGAAGCCAAUGGCACACAAGGAGAUAUAGACUCCAGCAAAAGCACAAAGGAAGAAGCCAACAGCACACAAGGAUAUAUGGACUCCGGCAAAAGCACAAAGGAAGAAGCCAAUGGCACACAAGGAGAUAUAGACUCCGGGGAAAGCACAAAGGAAGAAGCCAAUGGCACACAAGGAAAUAUAGACUCCGGGGAAAGCACAAAGCAAGAAGACAAUGGCACACAAGGAGAUUCAGACUCCAACGAAAGCACAAAGGAAGAAGCCAAUGGCACACAAGGAGAUAUAGACUCCAGCGAAAGCACAAAGGAAGAAGCCAGUGGCACGCAAGCAUAUAUAGACUCCAGGGAAAGCACGAAGGAAGAAGCCAAUGGCACACCAGGAGAUAUAGACUCCGGCGAAAGCACGAAGGAAGAAGCCAAUGGCACACCAGGAGAUAUAGACUCCGGCAAAAGCACAAAGGAAGAAGCCAAUGGCACACGAGGAUAUAUAGACUCCGGCGAAGGCACAAAGGAAGAAGUCAAUGGCACACAAGGAGAUAUAGACUCCGCGAAAGCACAAAGGAAGCAGCCAAUGGCACACAAGGAAACAUAG